This is a messenger RNA of Poecilia reticulata (guppy), 2379 nucleotides long. It is a transcript of the gene ddx59, whose product is annotated as DEAD (Asp-Glu-Ala-Asp) box polypeptide 59. Gene Ontology annotation, molecular function: nucleic acid binding; RNA helicase activity; ATP binding. The record is from RefSeq and is a predicted model, not a curated record. Gene Ontology annotation, cellular component: cytosol. Lineage: Eukaryota; Metazoa; Chordata; Actinopteri; Cyprinodontiformes; Poeciliidae.
CAUUGCAGUGCGUAAUUACGUCAUCACUGCGCGCUCUGUGGUUGUUUUGGAAGAUUUGACGAGACUCGUGAAGACCCCGUUUCCACCGCUUCAAUGUUUAUGCCAAGAGCACUGAAAGUAAAGAGACCUGUCCAGGAACCAGGGCACGGCUUAAAUAAGAAAAGCAAGACUGAUCAAGAGGAUUGUGACCAAAUAAACUUGCAGGCAUCCACGCAGAAAGAUGAAGCAUGGGAAGACUUAAAAACACAGACUGACAAAGGGGAACAUUUGACGGAGACCGCAAAAUGKGAAUCUGCAGCUCAGUCCUCCUCAGAUGACGCAGAAGAAGAGGAACCAGUGAAAUCUUUCAAAAAGAGCCAGAGAUGGCCUGAGCCAGGAGAGCCUGUCUGUGUGAUGUGCGGACGUUAUGGGGAGUACAUAUGUGAUGCUACUGAUAAUGAUGUUUGCAGCCUUGAAUGCAAAGCCAAUCAUUUACUGCAAAUGGGAAUUAGGACUGGAGWUGAUGCCUUUAAUUUCAAGGAUAAAAACACAGAUGGAAUGACUUCUCAGCCUCACCAUCCAGCCAUAAAUCUGGGUACAAGUGAAGCAGGCUAUUCCUACAGGGAAGAUCCGUUCAUCUCCGGCCUCACAGAUGAACAGGUGGAACGMAUUAGAUUGGAGCUUGGCAUUAAAACCGAGGGAAAAGAUGUCCGAAGACCUAUUGUUGAGUUUGAACACUGUGGUUUUCCAUCCCUGUUAAGUGGCAACCUGAAAAAAGCUGGUUAUGAGGCUCCAACGCCGGUCCAGAUGCAGAUGGUGCCUGUUGGCCUCACAGGGAGGGAUGUGAUAGCCAGCGCUGACACAGGAUCAGGGAAGACCAUAGCUUUCCUGCUGCCUGUGGUUGUGAGAGCCCUAGAGGAAGCAGCUCAUGGCGUAUGCAGCCCAUUGGGUCUGAUCCUGACCCCCACCAGAGAGCUGGCCAUACAGAUAGAGAGACAGGCCAAGGAGCUGGUGAUGGGCAUCCCUAACAUGAGAACAGCCCUGCUUGUGGGAGGCAUGCCUCUUCCCCCGCAGCUGCACCGCCUCAAGAGCAGCAUCAAAAUUGUUAUUGCUACGCCUGGGAGGCUCAUUGAAAUCCUGAAGCAAAAAGCACUUAAACUUGACAAAGUAAAGAUUUUGGUGGUUGAUGAGGUUGACACCAUGUUGAAGAUGGGCUUCCAGCAACAAGUUCUGGAGGUUCUGGAGCAUGUUACAGAGGAACACCAGACUCUACUGGCUUCGGCCACUAUCCCAGCAGGGACGGAGGACUUGGCUGCUCGCUUGGUCCAUGACCCUGUACGCAUUGUCAUCGGUGAGAAGAACCAACCAUGUGCUAACGUCAGGCAGAUCCUACUUUGGGUGGAGGAACCCUCUAAGAAGAAGAAGCUGUUUGAAAUUCUUAAUGAUAACAAACUGUUCCAGCCUCCAGUCGUGGUGUUUGUCGACUGUAAACUGGGUGCCGAUCUCCUGUGUGAGGCAGUUGCCAAGGUGACGGGCCUAACUACUGUAGCAAUUCACUCUGACAAAAACCAGAGGGAGCGCAACCGCAUCCUUAAGGGUCUUCUGGAUGGAGACUUUGAAGURGUAAUCAGUACAGGUGUGCUGGGCAGAGGACUAGACCUUGUCAACGUGAGAUUAGUGGUUAACUUUGACAUGCCAAACACAAUGGAUGAGUAUGUGCAUCAGGUGGGGAGGGCGGGAAGGCUGGGCCACAGGGGAACAGCRAUCACCUUCCUGAACAACAACAACAAACGGCUGUUCCUGGAGGUGGUGAACAGGGUCAAACCCACUGGGUCCAUCCUGCCCCCUCAGCUCCUAAACUCACCAUACCUCUUUGAACAACAGAAGAGGGAAAGUCAGAAGAACAAGAUGCAACAUGACGACAUACUGGUUACUAAAAACAACCUCUUGGACAUCAUAAAGAAACAUGACCGUCGCAAGAAGUAACUGAUUGGUCAAACCUGUACUAGGGUUUUCUGUUUAUUAUAAAGAUAUUAAAUGUUAAGUUUGUGUUUUGUUUAAUUACAAAUAAACAUGUAUUUUCUAGUUUGACUAUCCCUUUUUGUAAACAUUGUAAGAAUGCAGCUACAGCUACUAAAGUUAUGAAUUGAAAAUGUUCUCAUUUUCUUUGGAUUUCAUGCAAUUAGUUUCCACUUGAUAAAAAAAUUUAUUUUUAUAAUUGUGUGUUUAUGUUUGAAAUUCUUUCAUAAGAUUAUGGGCUGUUUGACCCCCAAAAUACUCAGGUGGCACUAUGCCUCUGGUUAGUGGCCAACACAGUGAAGCUGUGUUGAGCAAAUUAUUAUUAUCUAUCUUUUUGUAAAAUCUUUUCAACAAAUAAAGUUUGAUUAAUUUGUUUCUUUU